Molecule: messenger RNA, 471 nt
Organism: Gigantopelta aegis
Lineage: Eukaryota; Metazoa; Mollusca; Gastropoda; Neomphalida; Peltospiridae
Product: piggyBac transposable element-derived protein 3-like
Exons: 1
Coding region: 1-471 (156 amino acids)
Source: RefSeq, a predicted model, not a curated record
AUGGGAGGGGUUGACCUGUUUGAUCGCUACUUGAGCGACUACAGGCCUUCAAUACGUGGCAAGAAAUGGUACUUCCCGUUCUUCACCAACGCGCUCAAUGUCUGUGCUACAGCGGCGUGGAGAGUUCACAAGGAGCUGGGCGGCGCUGAAACUCAUUUGGUAUUCCUAAGAUACAUCGUCCGCACCCUUUUGAAGCAGGUAACUACCAAGAGAUGUCUCGGGACACCACGGUCAGUUCUUCCUGACAUACGGUACGACGGAGCACGGCAUAACCAGGACAAAACCAGCAAGGAAAGCCGAUGCAAACUGUGUUGGGAAGAACACAUUCUACAGAUGUGUAAAAUGCAACCAGCGACUACACCAGAAGUGUUUUUUCCCGUAUCACUCCAGAGCGUGAAGGAUGUAGCAGCAAACCGCUGCCACCGAAUUACUCAAAACCAUGUGCAGACUUUAAUUAAUCUAAUUAAAUGA